Ornithorhynchus anatinus (platypus) is the source of this 1047-nucleotide messenger RNA. Its product is annotated as keratin, type II cytoskeletal 75-like. Gene Ontology annotation, molecular function: structural constituent of skin epidermis. The record is from RefSeq and is a predicted model, not a curated record. The transcript has 9 exons. Gene Ontology annotation, biological process: intermediate filament organization; keratinization. NCBI's taxonomy places the organism in Eukaryota, Metazoa, Chordata, Mammalia, Monotremata, Ornithorhynchidae. Gene Ontology annotation, cellular component: keratin filament. Bases 1 to 978 code for a protein of 325 amino acids.
AUGCUUCCUCUCUAUGUAUGCACACCGCCUCCACAGCACCCUCAAACCUACAUCUACACAAACACACAACUCCAAGCAGGCACCCAGGUGAGGCGGAGGGGUGGGGCCCGGGACCUAUUGUUGGCGAAGCCCGAAUUUGCCGCCUGCUCGUUUUCACGCCGUUCAGUGCUUUGUACAGUGCCUGGCACAUGGUACGAAGCAGAACUCCUGAAGCGCGGCACAGCGGAAAAUGACUUCGUGGCCCUCAAGAAGAAAGCAGACCUGGCUUACGUGAAUAAAGCGGAGCUGGAGGCCCAGGCGACAACCCUUAAGGACGAGAUCAACUUCGUGCAGGAGCUGUACAAGGAGGAGCUGGCCCAGGUGCAGAAGCGCAUUGGCGACACGGCAGUAAUCCUGUCGAUGGAUAACAGCCGCUGCCUGGACCCGGAUGGCAUCAUCGCAGAUGUCAAAGCCCAGUACGAGGCCAUCGUCAGGCAGAGCCGGGAGGAGGCCGAGAGCUGGUACAAGAUGAGGUAUAAUUAUCUGAAGAAGGAUUUGACCCUGCAAGGAGACAGCAUUCAGGAGACAGAGGCCCAGAUCUCCGAGCUCACCUGCGUCAUCCAGAGACUGCAGCAAGAGAUCGAAGUCGUCAAGAAGCUGGUAUGCGGUGGGAUGCUCAUUUACAUUCUCGGAUCGGGGUCCGGAAUGCCGGGAGAGGGGUGCACCAACCUGCAGGUCGCCACUGCUGAGGUGGAGCAGUGUGGGGAGUUGGCCCUCAAGGAUGCCCGGGCCAAGCUGACUGACCUGGAGGCCGCCCUUGGUGCGGCCAAGCGGGACCUGGCCCAACUGCUCCGGGAUUACCAGGAGAUGAUGAACGUCAAGAUGGGGCUGGACAUCGAGGUUGCCACCUACCAGACCCUGCUGGAGGGCGAGGAGUGCAGGUGGGUGCUGGGAGCAGAGGGAGGAGGUCCUAGGAAUUGGAGAGAUGGGAUCAGCUAGCGGAACCAUCCCUCAAGACCCUGGGAUUGGGGGGAAUCUAGUACCCCCUUCAGUCUCCCUCUUCCUCUC